Suillus subaureus is the source of this 627-nucleotide messenger RNA. Its product is annotated as kinase-like domain-containing protein. Gene Ontology annotation, cellular component: cytoplasm. The record is from RefSeq and is a predicted model, not a curated record. The transcript has 6 exons. Gene Ontology annotation, molecular function: ATP binding; protein kinase activity. The coding region runs from base 164 to 562 and encodes 132 amino acids. Lineage: Eukaryota; Fungi; Basidiomycota; Agaricomycetes; Boletales; Suillaceae. Gene Ontology annotation, biological process: protein phosphorylation; signal transduction.
CGCAUUAGUUUCUCCCUGGAUGCCGAACGGGACUUUGAACUCUUACCUUAAUCACGCACAUGAGACCCUCUCGAUGAUGGAUAGGCUUCGGCUGCUUAAACAAAUCACCGAGGGGCUCCAGUAUCGUGAGUGACGGAUUGACUAUAAAGUGACUGAUAUAAUUAUGCUGUCUGCAGUCCACGAUCGCGACGUGAUACACGGUGACCUCACCAACAAUAAUGUUCUGGUUGCUGCCGAUGGAUCCCCUCGUCUUGCAGAUUUCGGUAUCUCCAAUAUCAUGCUCCUUGAUCUUCCGGAAGAUCAACCCAUACAAUGCGCAACGAAAUCCAGCGACAUAUACGCUCUCGGCGGUAUCAUGCUUCAGGUCCUAUAUGGGAAACAGCCUUACUGGUGGCUGAAGUUCAACCAAGGAGAGCCUAUCGACUCUUCCAUCGAGAUCCAACCUAAUCACCUGAAUUUCAUGCGGCGGUGCUGGUCAACGGCAAGGGAUGAUCGUCCGUCAGUAGCAGAGGCAAUAGAUUACCUUCAAGAAGCACUGUCGAAUGAUACUUCGUCUGUAUAAGGUCUUAGUUCUGACGCGAUCCUCUUUCUCGUCUUUAUGUUAACUCCGGUUGUCUCCUAUUACUA